Messenger RNA from Megachile rotundata (alfalfa leafcutting bee), 454 nucleotides. RefSeq lists its product as uncharacterized. NCBI's taxonomy places the organism in Eukaryota, Metazoa, Arthropoda, Insecta, Hymenoptera, Megachilidae. The record is from RefSeq and is a predicted model, not a curated record.
AUGCUUACUUUUAAAAAGAAGCUGGAUCAUUUUAUAACAAACACAGUGUUGUGCUAUGAAUCGCACCUUAUUGGUGCAUUAUGUGAUGAAAUUAUUGGUCGUCGCAAAUUACCAAUCGCCGCACUUGAGAAAGGUCAUGUGUCUAUCAGUCUUGCUGUAGCUGUCACCGAGGGCGGAUGUAUCCUGUCAACACUUACCGAAGGCCACUCCAACUUCACGGACAAGCCAAAUCCAAAUCUAACGAAAGCAGUCAAUCAACCAAGUAGCCAAGCAGUCAAUCAAUCAAUCAAGCAGCCAAGCAGUCAAUCAACCAAGCAGCCAGUCAAUCAGAUGAGCCGCCUCUCAGAUGCUUUACCAGUAAAACGAUCGCAGUGAUGCAAGUCAACGAUCGGUGAGUCGCAUGCUUUACGGUUCCUCCGGUUCCCAUCAUGUCGUAGGACGAAUGGUCCGAAGC